AAAGCCCAAUGUUUUGUCGCGACACCCGAUGACAGAUCAUAAUGAUAUCCUUGCACAAAAUGCUGAAACAGAAGGGCACUGGCCCACCAAAGAAAGAACCAGAUGUGGAAAUCAAGAGAAUGUCAAUUCGGGAUAAAUUACUUGUAAAGGAAGUACAAGAGAUGGAAGACAACCUCCCACGGACGUGUCGGCUGAGUUUUGAAGACAUCAAUCAGCUGUCAAAGUUCCACUUGACAAUAACACCUGAGGAAGGUUACUGGGAAGGGGGCCGAUUUAAAUUUCUCAUCGAUGUUCCAGACGAUUAUAAUAUUGUGCCUCCCAGGGUGUACUGUACCACAAGGAUAUGGCAUCCCAAUAUAGAUGAGAAUGGAGAAGUCUGUCUGAGCCUCUUGAGACAAAACUCAUUAGAUAGUACGGGCUGGUUCCCAACAAGACAGCUGAAAGAUGUGGUGUGGGGUUUAAAUUCACUAUUUACUGAUCUAUUAAACUUUGAUGACCCUUUAAAUGUAGAAGCAGCAGAGCAUUACGAACGUGAUAAGGAUUCCUUUAGGUCAAGGGUGAAGGAAUAUAUUCAGAUGUAUGCCAAAAGAUAGCAGCUCUUUCACAGACAGUAGAUUGUGUUUAUUAUUGUAUUCGAGACAUUUUAACUUGUAUCAUGUAGAAGGUUUAGCCAGCUUGAUGGAGGAAACCUGUGUGUUGUGAAGAUACGAUAGAAAGACACAGCAGUUUCUAAGUGGAUGUGAUAUGUUACUUGUGGGAUGAUGGUUUAUGUAUGUACAUUCUGCGACAUGUGUGUGUGAGUGGCACUGUCUUCAUUAGCUAGGAGGGUGUUCUCUAAAACGAUGCUGUGCAUCAGGUUUGUAGGAUAUAUUCCACUUCUCAUUGCUUCACCAUUUGGGCUCAGAAAAGGGAUAUCAAGCCAGAUGUAGUACUUGACAGGAACAUGCAUUUGAUUGUCAAAGAUGUUCUUGUGCUGAGGAUGUGUCCAUGCUUGACAAGUAUGAGCUGUUUGAACAUUACAUACCUGUGCUUGACAAGGAUGUGUUCAUGCUUCACCAGGACGUGCCUGUGCUUGACAAGG
This is a messenger RNA of Liolophura sinensis, 1081 nucleotides long. RefSeq names its product NEDD8-conjugating enzyme UBE2F-like. The record is from RefSeq and is a predicted model, not a curated record. Bases 42 to 593 code for a protein of 183 amino acids. NCBI's taxonomy places the organism in Eukaryota, Metazoa, Mollusca, Polyplacophora, Chitonida, Chitonidae. The transcript has 7 exons.